UGGCAUUCGUAGUCUGAACUAGGGUAACCUGCGUCGCUUGUUGAUUACGUCACUUUCACUUGUUGACAAGAGACGGAUAGAGACCCACAACGUUUUGGGUAAGAACUCUUAUUUAUGCAUGAAACGUCGCAUAUGAAAUCUGUGACUCAAUAAAGAAGAUUUUCAAGUGAUUGAUGCUGUGGACACUAUAUUUUUGAAUGGAUAUGUUGGAGAAUUGAGCAGAGUUUCUGGUCUUCACCUGCAUCAUUUAUACUCGUGUAUUGAAAUGAGUUUUCAGUAUGGAUCCGGCUGCUAGCCACAGUUGUCAUCUCCUUCAACAGCUUCAUGAACAGCGAAUUCAAGGGCUUCUCUGCGACUGUAUGCUGGUGGUGAAAGGUGUCUGUUUUAAAGCCCAUAAGAAUGUUUUGGCAGCUUUUAGUCAGUAUUUUAGGUCUUUAUUUCAAAAUUCUUCAAGUCAAAAAAAUGAUGUUUUUCAUUUGAACAUUAAAAAUAUUGGUGGUAUAGGUCAGAUUUUGGACUUCAUGUAUACAUCUCAUCUUGAAUUAAACAACGAUAACAUCCAGGCAAUGCUGGACAUCGCACAAUGUCUUCAAAUACAGAAUGUACUUAACAUGUGCUACAGCUUUUUAAAACUUUCCACACCUGCAGAUCAAGUAUCUUCUUUACCGUGCAGCGGUAUAUCUCUGCAGAGCACUUAUCCAACAUAUAACAAUCCUGUUACAAAUGAGAAUCUCAGUACUCCAUUAUUACUCGAUGGUUUAACACAAGAAAGACAUUCCCAUGCUCAUGGCUAUAAGGAUAACAAUACUUCAAGUGAAGCAGUGAAAUCUACACCCGUGGUGUCAAAUAUACAUGAUAAAGAAGCUCAAUUAAAACAGUUAAGUCAGCCUUAUAAAUUGCGGGAUUACUACAGCAAACAGUUCUACAAAGAAAAUGCAUGUUCUCAUGUGGAUAAGGCACCUGAACAGAACACAGUCAUUUGUACAGAUCAUAAUGCUACUGAAACGCAGCCAUGGAGUUUAAAUAAUUCCGAAUCUAUAUUACCACCCACUGAUUCUCUACCAAUGGAAUCCUUGCCUGCCUUCUCACAUACAUUUGUCUCAAACCAAGAUCAGGAGAGUACACUCUUACAAUUUCCCAGUGAGAUGCGUCUUAAAAAAGCAGUACAUCUAAAAAAAUUGAACUUUCUCAGGUCUCAGAAAGCAGCUGAAGAACCUCCAGAACCAAUUAUUGAACUUCAGAAUACCGUAGAAGAAUCUGUGUUCAGCAAUGAAAAAGAGUUGGAAGGCAGUGACAAAACCUAUUUAGAGAAAGAGGGGGAUGGUAAUAUAUUUAAUAAUGAAGGCCAGAAUGUUGAAGAAGAGAGAGCAGAAAGCCCAUCAGCCCUAGAUGAGCAUGGACAUGCGUCUCACAAACAUUGUGCUUGUAAUGUGUGUGGAAAAGGCUUUAAACAUCCAAGCAACCUUGAGUUACACAAGCGUUCACAUACAGGUGAGAAACCUUUUGAAUGUAGCGUUUGCGGGAAACACUUCUCACAGGCUGGCAAUCUUCAAACUCAUUUACGGCGACAUUCUGGCGAAAAACCUUAUAUAUGUGAAAUCUGUGGGAAAAGAUUUGCUGUCUCAGGCGAUGUUCAACGUCAUAUUGUGAUUCACACUGGGGAAAAGCCUCAUUUAUGUGAUAUAUGUGGUAGAGGCUUUAGCAAUGUCAGCAAUUUAAAGGAACAUGAAAAGACUCAUGCAGCAGAUAAACUAUACACCUGUGAUGAAUGUGGGAAAUCAUUCAAUAUGCAUAGAAAACUGAUAAAGCACAGAAUUAGACAUACUGGUGAGAGGCCGUACAGCUGUUUAACAUGUGGAAAAAGGUUUGGUGGUUCUGGAGAUUUACGCAGGCAUGUGAGGACUCAUACAGGGGAAAAGCCUUACACAUGUGAGACAUGCAAUAAAAGCUUCUCUCGUUCUGCUGUUCUUAGACGGCAUAAGAACAUGCACUGUAAGUUUGUAGAAGAUGGACAGAAUACAUCUGACGAGUUUUCUAAAGCAGUUACACCCACUGAGCUAGACAAAUCUCAAAACUCUGAUACAUUGACUUCGGAUGUUUCUAUUGCUUUGAUUCCAGAAUCUAGUCAGUCAGUUGGAAAUGCAAGGACUGAGUUUGAAGGGAGGACGGCACAAUCUUUUUCCAAACUGCAUACAUUAGUUCAUCAACAAGAGUUACCUGCUGAAGAAAAACUAAAUAUGGUUCGAGAAAAGGUCUCCAAAUCAAAUUUGUCAGAUACAUCCCAAAGUUACACAUUUGCUGAUGUAGACGUUGCAGUCACUGAGGAAACAUUACAAUCUGACAUUUCUCUUAUACGAUCCUCUUUAGCAACUUUGGAAAAUAACUGUAAUGAACCUUUAGGCAAUCGAUCAGCAAGUACUUUAUACAGAAGUUCUGAUGGCCCAUUCUUCUCUAGCAUGUCUUUAUGGGGGUUGGCUAUGAAGACCUUGCAGAAUGAAAGUGAAAUAGAUCAGUGAUUUCUGUUUCUUAUUUUUUUUUAAAAAUGUAAAGAUCUAAAAUAUUGCAACCAAAUGUUUUGUGUUUGUCUUUUUGAACUAAAAAAAUCUGUCUGAAAUGGA
Molecule: messenger RNA, 2618 nt
Organism: Bombina bombina (fire-bellied toad)
Lineage: Eukaryota; Metazoa; Chordata; Amphibia; Anura; Bombinatoridae
Gene: ZBTB49
Product: zinc finger and BTB domain containing 49
Exons: 9
Coding region: 279-2516 (745 amino acids)
Biological process (GO): regulation of transcription by RNA polymerase II
Cellular component (GO): nucleus
Molecular function (GO): DNA-binding transcription factor activity, RNA polymerase II-specific; RNA polymerase II cis-regulatory region sequence-specific DNA binding; protein binding
Source: RefSeq, a predicted model, not a curated record